AUGUUCCGUCAGCCGACGCUGAUCAACCGCAACGUGUUGAACGACGGGUCGCUUAACAUUCGGCAUUGCUCUUCGAUCAGUCGGGCAACCCGUUCCAGUUCCAGGCGGAUCGAACGGCGUCCCGCGCUCGCGCGACGGCAGGCAACGUCAUCGGCUGUCUGCCCGGCUUUUUUCCUGCCAAGGCGGCGAUCUGUCGGGCAACGUCGAUGCCGGGCGUUCGUUAGCCGAAGAUCCAGCGGACCAACAACCAGCCGGUCGGCGGCCAGAACCGCCCCAAUCCCGACCAUCCAAUGCGCCAACCUUAUGUCCCGGCACUGGUCAAGGCGGCUCGUGCCACGGCGCAUCACCCACUCCCCAGUACGGCACCAGCAAUGCCGCGCUGGCAACAGCCGUCUAUACCGAUCGCCGGCCAGUUCCGCUUCGUCGCAGGCGCUAAUGGGCGUGAGGCGGUCGCUGUCCGCUGACUAUCCCAUUGACAUUCAUUACGAGCACGGCACCAACUAUACCGGGAUAUCGACGUCAGCAACAUCACGCUGUCGCGUCGGUUCAACCGCCAGCGAUCAACGCGACCACGUUGAACGGCGCGAUCGUCUGCGCGCGACCCCACGGCGCGCGCUAAUGGCUGAUGUGCAUGCGGAGUUCUCGAGGGGUUCAGCGCCGGUGGCGCUGGACCUCAAGAAGCUCCCGCAUGGUCGAAGAAACCUUCCUGCGCGGCAACAGCGUGUCGCUUGUGGCGCGCACGCAUGGAGUAGCGCCCAAUCAACUGUUUGCUGGCGCCGACAAGCAGCAAGCGGAGCACUGACCGCCACCCGUGCUGGUGGCGAGGUGGUUCCGGCGCGAAUAUCGCGCGCUUGA
Messenger RNA from Acanthosepion pharaonis, 855 nucleotides. The record is from the annotation of a GenBank genome assembly. Lineage: Eukaryota; Metazoa; Mollusca; Cephalopoda; Sepiida; Sepiidae.